AUGCAUAAAGCCUACGUUGAUCACUCUACCGGCGCCACCAAAGCAACCCUCUACAAAAGUCACCAUUUUGUACAACAGCGGCUUCGGGAAAUGCAGGAUGUUUGGAUGGUUCGUAAGAGCGUGGAAAUCCAAGGCUACGCGGACUGCAAUGGAUGGAAUAACUUCUUCGCUGCGAUCAAGGCUGUCUACGGUCCUACAGUCAAAGGCGCAGCUCCUCUUCUCAGCACUGACGGAACUACCUUACUCAAUGAGAAGGCUCAAAUUCUGAAACGCUGGACUUAA
Molecule: messenger RNA, 282 nt
Organism: Dibothriocephalus latus
Lineage: Eukaryota; Metazoa; Platyhelminthes; Cestoda; Diphyllobothriidea; Diphyllobothriidae
Source: the annotation of a GenBank genome assembly